AUGCUAGAUUAUGAGACGAGAUAUGUCUUGAUUGAGCACUACUACUUGACAUUGGUUUGGGUCACUCGCCAACUGAGACAUUACAUGACUGUGUAUUCGGUGCACUUGAUAUCCUGUCUAGAACCUCUGAGAUAUUUGUUUGACAGACCCGCUUUGGUUGGUCGCCUCAUGAGAUGGUUGGUACUUUUGACUGAGUUUGACAUCCAAUAUGUCACUCAAAAGUCCAUUAAAGAGAGUAUUGUUGCAGAUCACUUAGCCUCAUUACCAAUUUUCGAUGGUAGAGCCAUUGAUGAGGAUUUUCCAGAUGAGAGUGUUGCUACUAUGACUAGUCUGCCAGGUUGGUGCAUGUACUUUGAUGGUGUAGCCAACCAUUCUGGAUACAGGAUAGGUGUCUUGUUGAUAUCCCCUCAUAGUGAUCAUAUUCCUAGAUCUGUUCAUUUGGCAUUCUCAGAUCGACAUCUUGCCACGAAUAAUAUUGUUGGGUAUGAGGCUUGUAUCUUGGGAUUAGAGACGACUCUUGAGCCUGGGAUUAGAUAA
Molecule: messenger RNA, 537 nt
Organism: Vitis riparia (riverbank grape)
Lineage: Eukaryota; Viridiplantae; Streptophyta; Magnoliopsida; Vitales; Vitaceae
Exons: 1
Coding region: 1-537 (178 amino acids)
Source: RefSeq, a predicted model, not a curated record